AUGGCUGUUUUGCAACAAAACGGCGUUAGAGUCGAAAUGAGGACUUUAAGUGUCGGCGACUUUGCGUGGAUUGCGAAACAAAGAGUAGAUUUGGGGCCAAAUAUCGCGACCAUUAAUAGCCGUUCGCGAAGAGAAUUGAUUAUGGAUUACGUGAUUGAAAGGAAACGGAUCGACGACUUGGCCAGUAGUCUAAAGGACAGGCGUUGGGACGAACAGAAGUACCGACUCAUCAAUAGUGGCGUUCGGAAGCCUUCGUAUGUUAUCGAGUAUUUCGGGUCUCAAACCAAGAGAGGAGACUUCGGAGGCAUUAAAUACGAGACAUUAGAUCAGGCGAUCACUAACGCAGAAGUGGACGGCUUUGCGGUGAAACGAUGCGAUAGCUAUGACGACACGAUUCGCUAUUUAACAUUAAUGACACGAUAUCUUGAGUCCAGUUUUAAAGACAAAUCUCUGUAUUCGUGUUCCAGAGAAGAGAUGAUCAACAAAGAGGUGUCGAACGACCACUUCAUGAGUUACAAUGAAUUCGAUCGAAACGCCAACAAAAUCACUAACUUUACGGUCAAUGAAAUGUUUUUGAAACAUUUGCUCCAAAUUAAAGCCAUUUCUGUGGUUAAAGCCAAAGUGAUUGUAGAGAACUAUCCGACCCUUCAGAGCCUUUUGGACGCCUUCUCUAUCCCGGAGACACUCAAAGAGAAACAAAACCUCUUGUCUUCCCUUAAGAGCGGUUUAAUGGACAGGAAUUUUGGCCCAAAUUUAAGCAAAAAGAUUUAUAAUCAUUACUGCAACCAAUCGUUUUAA
Molecule: messenger RNA, 798 nt
Organism: Medioppia subpectinata
Lineage: Eukaryota; Metazoa; Arthropoda; Arachnida; Sarcoptiformes; Oppiidae
Source: the annotation of a GenBank genome assembly